AUGAAUUAUAUCAAUGAGUCUGAAAUUAUAGAAUAAGAUCUUCCUUAAGAUAUAGCAGAAUCAUUUGCUAUAAUUACAACACAUGUUAGAGUUCCAAAAGUGGUUGAAGAUUCCUCUUAAAUUCCUGAAAUUUUAUAAUUACUGUCUGGCUUCAAGUAUUCAUAAUAACAAAGAUUAUUUUAAUAUCAAAAUGUAUAGCCUUAAGUUUCCUUUUUAUAAGGAUAAGAAGAUAAAAGUGCAAUUUUAUAAAAUGAUCAAUUUAGAGGAUUAAAUUCAGAUAGAACUGAAAAUAAUGCAACUAUUACAUCAGUCAUUAUGCAAUCUGGUUUGUUUAUACAUGAAAAUUUUGUUCAACAUGAAGGAUUUAUUUUAAAAAAAACAAAAAAAUUGUUAUAACCAUUUAAAUAAAUAUAUUGUCAUUUUUAGGAUGGGAUCUUAAGUUUUUAUUUAAAUUAAUCAAAAUAAAAAGCUCGUUUCGUACUCAAUCUAGCUCUUUUUAAUUUUUAAUAUUACCAGAAAUAAAUUAUAAACUCUGAAAUACUUGAGUUUGGAUUAAAAUGUAUCAAUAAUGAUAAGAUUUUUCAAUUCAAAGGAAUUAAUAACAAUUAAUGGUUCUUUAUGAUCAAGAAAUUCAUAGUAAAUAAUAGAAAGAAGCCAAUAAUGAAAUUCUAUCUGAACCCAUUUAAUAAUUAUUAUAAAAAACGAUUAAUUACUAAUGAUUAAUUUAGAUAAAUGAGUUAAACUGGAGAUAUUCUUUUAUUUCAAACUAAGUCUUGCAGCUCUAAAAUUUAAAGAAUAUUAACUAGAUCAAAUUAUGGUAUUAUUUAUUAUUAAAAUAGAUCACGUUGCUAUGAUAUUAAAAUAUUAAUCUGGUUAUAUAUAUGUUUUGGAAGCAACUAAUUAAAAUGGAGUUGGAAUAUUUAAUUGGGAUUCCAUGGUUAAUAAUUUAUGGUAUGAAUUAUAUUCAAUGUAAUAAAUUUUAUUAUAUAUUUAUAGGGUUGUAUAUAGAUAACUUCAAUUAAUUAGAAAUGAAAAUUUUUUAUAAUAGAUUGAAAAAUUUGUUAAAGAAAACGUUGGAAGAUAAUAUAAUUUAAGUUUUACAAAACUAUUACAAGAUAAAUCUACUAUUAUUACAUCAUAAAAUUAAAAUGAAGAUCCCACUUAUUUUUGUUCAUAAUUAAUUGCAAAGUUAUACAAAUAGAUAGGAUUAUUAAACUAAGAUAAAUCUGCUAAUUAAUAUUGGCCUGGAUCCUUUUCUAAUGAAAGAGCUGAUAUUUAACUUAGCGAUGGUUCUCUCUCGGAUGAAUAUUUAAUAGGAUUUAAUAUGUGA
Paramecium sonneborni is the source of this 1330-nucleotide messenger RNA. The record is from the annotation of a GenBank genome assembly. Lineage: Eukaryota; Ciliophora; Oligohymenophorea; Peniculida; Parameciidae.